Callorhinchus milii (elephant shark) is the source of this 1427-nucleotide messenger RNA. RefSeq names its product claudin-10. The transcript is spliced from 5 exons. NCBI's taxonomy places the organism in Eukaryota, Metazoa, Chordata, Chondrichthyes, Chimaeriformes, Callorhinchidae. The record is from RefSeq and is a predicted model, not a curated record. Gene Ontology annotation, biological process: bicellular tight junction assembly; cell adhesion. The coding region runs from base 127 to 819 and encodes 230 amino acids. Gene Ontology annotation, molecular function: structural molecule activity. Gene Ontology annotation, cellular component: plasma membrane; bicellular tight junction.
AAAGUUUAAUUCCACACUAUCUCAUGUUUGAAAGUGGACAACUUACAGCAGAAAUUAUUCAUUUCUUAGCGAAAAGAACAAAAAAGUUUGCUGAACAGAAACUAGCAUCCUCCAGAAUAUACUACCAUGGCUCACUCAGGAAUGCAGAUUCUAGGUUUCAUGUUUGGUGUCAUUGGAAAUAGUUGUGUACUUGCUGCCAUACUGUCUAAAGAGUGGAAAAUAACAAGCAGAGCAUCUUCAGUGAUCACUGCUACAUGGGUCUUUCAAGGUCUUUGGACGAACUGUGCUGGAAAUGCUCUUGGAUCAGUUCAGUGUCGUGAACACCUCACUUUAUUCAAGUUAGACGCCUAUGUCCUGGUCUGUCGAGCGCUUAUGGUCACCUCUAUUUGUCUGGGAUUUUUCGGUUCCAUAUUAGCACUGAUGGGGAUGAAAUGCACCAACGUCGGAGGGUCAGAAAGGAUUAAAGCAAAAGUUACCUUUUGUGUUGGAUUCAUGUUCAUACUUGCUGGGUUGUCACCAAUGGUUGCCUGCUCAUGGUAUGCAUAUCAAGUUACUUUAGACUACAAUGAUCCUCUUAUGCCAAAAUAUGAAUUAGGAACUGCUUUAUUUGUUGGCUGGUCUGGUGCUGCUUUAUGCAUUAUGAGCGGUGUGAGCUUUUGCCUUUCAAUAUCUGAGGAUAAACAUCCCCGAAGAAUGGGUUAUGGAGCAGCACCAUUUCUUCCUUCUCGGACAAUGGUGUACAAUGGUGCAACAGAAGUGAGGUCAGCCAAAGGCGUGGGAAUGGAACCAAAACAAUUUGAUAAAAAUUCAUACGUUUAAUGGAAACAAUGCAUCCAGAAAAAUAUAGGGGUCUGGUUCACAUAGAGAAAUCUAUUCACAUAUUAGAAAAAAAUCUAAUAUCAUUUCACAUUGCUUUACACAAAGGCUCCAAAAGCAACAUAUUGCAGAUCUUUAUAAAAUGUUCCUACUCUUUUUCUUGUGUGCAAACCUUUACACUUCAUGUUAGAGCCUAUUACCUAUAAUAAUCCUUGCAUUUGACAUAAUGCCUUAUCGUGUUGUUGAAACCCCUGAAAGUGCUUCACAAGAUAUUACUGUAAAGUGUAAUUACUGUGUAUUUGUAGUUAAACAUACCAACUUUUAGUUUGCCUUUAGAAAUGUGUAUAAAGAGAUGGAUUGAAAUACUGGGUUUAUAAAAUGAUUGCUUGAAAUAUAUUAAUAAUCACUUGAAAUAUGCAUGAAAUGAUUAAAUGAAAUAGGUAUAAAAUGACGUUUGAAAUACGUAUAAAAUUAUGUUUGAAAGACGUGUAAAGUAAUUGUUUGAAAUAUAUCUGAAGUGAUUACAUUCUAACUUUGGCCACCUCUGUAAGUAGACCGCUGUUAUUAUUCAAAAUGACACUCAGAACAAUAAACGGUUUACUGCCAAAUAA